AGAAGGCAUGGCGGAAGCUGUCAGCUCAAGCAGGGACUGCCUUCAAGCAGGCGAGUCCUGUACCAACGACCCCAUCUGCAGCGCCAAAUUCAGGACCCUCCGGCAAUGCAUCGCAGGCAACGGAGCCAACAAGCUGGGCCCCGAUGCCAAGAACCAGUGCCGGAGCACCGUGACGGCUCUGCUCUCCAGCCAGCUGUACGGCUGCAAGUGCAAGCGAGGCAUGAAAAAGGAGAAGCACUGCCUGAGUGUCUACUGGAGCAUCCACCACACGCUGAUGGAAGGCAUGAACGUGCUGGAGAGUUCCCCCUACGAGCCGUUCAUCAGAGGCUUUGAUUACGUCCGGCUGGCAUCCAUCACUGCAGGGUCUGAGAACGAGGUGACCCAGGUGAACAGGUGCCUGGAUGCUGCCAAAGCCUGCAACGUGGACGAGAUGUGCCAGCGGCUGCGGACAGAGUACGUCUCCUUCUGCAUCCGGCGCCUGGCCCGGGCCGACACCUGCAAUCGCUCCAAGUGCCACAAGGCUCUGCGCAAGUUCUUCGACCGCGUGCCACCCGAGUACACCCACGAGCUGCUCUUCUGCCCCUGCGAUGACACGGCCUGUGCCGAACGCCGGCGGCAGACCAUCGUUCCUGCCUGCUCCUACGAGUCCAAGGAGAAGCCCAACUGCCUGGCGCCUCUGGACUCAUGCCGGGAAAACUACGUUUGCAGGUCACGCUACGCAGAGUUCCAGUUUAACUGCCAGCCGUCCCCGCAGGCUGCGAGCGGCUGCCGGAGGGACAGCUACGCUGCCUGUCUGCUGGCGUACACGGGGAUCAUCGGCAGCCCCAUCACACCCAACUACAUCGACAACUCAACUUCCAGCAUAGCUCCCUGGUGCACGUGCAACGCCAGCGGCAACCGGCAGGAAGAGUGUGAGAGCUUUCUGCACCUCUUCACCGACAAUAUCUGUCUCCAAAAUGCCAUCCUGGCCUUUGGCAAUGGGACCUACCUGAAUGCAGCUGUGGCCCCAUCCGUCCCCCCAACCACACAGAUGUACAAGCAGGAGCGAAACACCAACAGAGCCGUGGCGACCCUCAGAGAGAACAUCUUUGAGCACCUCCAGCCCACCAAGGUGGCCGGAGAGGAGAGGCUCUUGCGGGGCUCCACUCGCCUGUCGUCAGGAACCUCCAGCCCAGCAGCUCCAUCCCUCUGGGCAGCCUCUCCGCUCCCGAUGCGGCUUCUCCUCGCUCUUGCCGUGCUGAGCCUCUUCGUGAUGUGA
Messenger RNA from Pterocles gutturalis (yellow-throated sandgrouse), 1258 nucleotides. Its product is annotated as GDNF family receptor alpha-4. Gene Ontology annotation, molecular function: glial cell-derived neurotrophic factor receptor activity. The coding region runs from base 8 to 1258 and encodes 416 amino acids. The record is from RefSeq and is a predicted model, not a curated record. NCBI's taxonomy places the organism in Eukaryota, Metazoa, Chordata, Aves, Pterocliformes, Pteroclidae. The transcript is spliced from 7 exons. Gene Ontology annotation, biological process: nervous system development. Gene Ontology annotation, cellular component: signaling receptor complex; external side of plasma membrane.